UUUAUUUAUUUACAUAUAAAGAAAAUUGAAGAAAAAUUGGUUUGUUGAUAUUGCGUAGCAUUGCAGGGUUGAGAAAGGAAGAAGAGGCUGCGUCUUGAUACAACAGUGCCCUUUCUUUCAAUCCAAAAACUUUCUUCACUUUUCUCUUCGAUUUCUUUCCGUUUGCGUCUUUUAUGCGGAUUUGUCUCUGGAUUGAAAAAGAAUUUAUUUCACUCUGGCCGCUAUAACAGAUUCGAACAAUUCUCGCACCUCUAAGAGGGUGUGGGGUGAUGAAGGAGGAGUGAUUUGGCUUUACGUUUUACGUAGAACAAAGGCAUCAGAUAUAUGGAGAUUGUGCCGUGUUUCAGUUGGUUUGUCCGUUGAUUAUGGCUAAGGGUGGCUUUUGAUUUGUCCCCCAGAAGGCCUCUCAAAUUUUUUCGGUUUUUUAUUAGGCUUCUGGAAAACUGAUGAGCAUUAUAGAUUAUUGUUGGCAGUGGUUUUUCUGCCUUACAGGAAGUUUUAUGUUUAGAUGUAGCUUUCAACAUCGUUGCAGCGAUGUUUAAAUUUUCUUGUUUUCAUGUUAAUGUCCAAGGCAACAAGGCAAAGAAAAUAACUCAACCUUCUACUGAAACAAUGGCAAGAGUUUUGCGUGAUAGUUCCAAAAUUCCAGUCAGGAAAGAUCCGUCUAUCGCUUUGAACAUAGGUUCAUCACUUUCAAAACAGCAACCGAGUAAGCUAAUGAAUGUCUCCGAGAAUGAUAUUCUUGACCAUGAUUCAGUUGAGCUCGCUGGUAAGUUAGAGGAUCUCAAUAAGAAGUUUUACAUUGAAUUUGACGGGAAAGUUCGCCAAACUUCGCGUCUUAGGAAAAGUCAUUCGGAAAGUGUGCUUUGCCAAGUUGUAACUGAGGGUGAACGAAAUCUGGAGUUUUCCAAAAGCCUCAAUGACUCACCAAAUUCAAGCAGCAGCCCAAAUGAUCAAUGCAAAAUGAAUUCAAACUUCGAGCUUCAAGCUGUUUCUGGUCGUGACAAUGAAGGCUCAGUUUUUUCAAUAGGAGAUCCGACACAUUCGGAUAAGGAUGCUCAUGAAAUUUCUGAUACUCCAUUAUCUGGUGAUCUUGCUGGCGACUCCACUGAACAUACUUCUGGUCCCAGCACACCAACUUUAAGGAAGUCGCGUUCCUUACCCGAUUUCAAAGCUCCUACGUUGUCUUCUGGAAAUUAUCAUGCUUUUAAACAUGCAUCAUCAAUGUCAAGAUCUUCCGACGAUCUUUGUGCUUUAGGCCUGAGGAAGAAAGACGCGUUUAUCAACGUGUCUUAUGAUCAAAUAGGGGAAACUCAAGAAAAAGAAAGUAGCAUGAAAAAAACUGAAGAUUUUCGUAUGGACAGAUACUUUGAAGAUGGUUAUGAUUCUCAUCUGCUUUCUGGCUUACCAAAGGACCGGAUAAUGCCAAUUACAGACGAUAUAAGUGACGCUGAACCCCUUCAAGGAGAUUUAUCAGGUGAAUAUCCUAACAAGGAUUUUAAAGUUAAGCGGAUUGAGGAUUGGGUAAGCGGUCUGCAGCAAUGUGCACCACCUCUAGAGGAUAUAACUGAAUUGCCUGAACCUGUGCAUCCUAUAGUUGAUGUUAACACUGCAAUUGCCGUGACUCCUUCUGUUGUGGACCAUAAGAUCUCUCCAGGAAUGGAAGCUGCUAAAAGAUAUAUUUCGUCUUUAACUGCCAAUGCCUCUGCAGCUCAGCUGGCAAAUCAUGGGUUGGUUGUAAUCCCCUUUUUGAGUGCAUUUGUGAGUUUGAAGGUGCUCAAUUUGUCUGGAAACGGGAUCGUGAAGAUAACUGCCGGUGCCCUUCCUCGAGGACUUCACACGUUGAACUUGUCAAAAAACAAUAUCUCCACUAUAGAGGGAUUACGUGAACUUACUCGGCUUCGUGUCCUAGACCUCAGCUUCAAUCGUAUACUAAGAAUUGGACAUGGUUUGGCGUCCUGUUCUUCCCUAAAAGAGCUGUACCUGGCUGGAAACAAGAUUGGUGAAGUCGAGGGCUUGCACCGCCUGUUGAAAAUAAGUAUCUUGGAUCUCCGCUUUAACAAGAUUUCAACUGCCAAAUGUCUUGGACAACUUGCGGCCAACUAUAAUUCUUUGCUAGCUAUCAACUUGGAAGGGAACCCUUGCCAGAAAAACGUUGGAGAUGAACAGAUUAAGAAAUACCUGCAAGGCCUUCUUCCUCAUCUUGUCUACUACAAUCGGCAGCCGUUCAAAGCGAACGGUUUGAAGGACAGUGCAGAUCGUGCAGUUCGACUAGGAAUGAGCUCACAACAGUUUGAUCGCGGACUUAGAGUGGAUCGCAAAACUACAAGGAAGGUGCCAACGUCUUCUCGGAGGCCAUCAUCCGGGUCAUCACCAAAACAUUCCAAAGGAAAGCAGGGCCACCUCCCACCAAUCGGAACAAAACCAUCGCCCCAAAGUCGUCAUCAUUUAGAUACUUUUGACAAAGUGUUGAGCUUAAAUUCUCAGAACUUCAUGCGCAAGAGUCGCAGCGAGGGAACUCUUGGAGCUUUCUAAGAGGUUAUUGCAUUGCAAGUUGAUUUGUUCAUUGCCAUAUGUUUCAGUAUGAGUCUAUUUACAUUGAUUUGUUCAUUGCCAUCUGUUUCUAAGAGGUUAUUGUCAUGUUUUGUUUUCAGUCUUUUGUCAACCCUUUGAUUGUGGGUUGUACUUAGUUCCCAAAUAAGUGGCUUUAUGCUUCUGUACUUUCUAUUUCAUUAUUGUUUGUGUUAAUUAAGUUGUUUAAAACAUCAUCACCAAUUUAUGGUGAUUGCCUAUUAGUUGAAUUUGUGAUUUUUGAUUA
Molecule: messenger RNA, 2818 nt
Organism: Lathyrus oleraceus (garden pea)
Lineage: Eukaryota; Viridiplantae; Streptophyta; Magnoliopsida; Fabales; Fabaceae
Exons: 5
Coding region: 535-2535 (666 amino acids)
Cellular component (GO): cytoplasm
Molecular function (GO): protein binding
Source: RefSeq, a predicted model, not a curated record